Messenger RNA from Orbicella faveolata, 1149 nucleotides. Its product is annotated as QRFP-like peptide receptor. Gene Ontology annotation, molecular function: G protein-coupled receptor activity. The record is from RefSeq and is a predicted model, not a curated record. Lineage: Eukaryota; Metazoa; Cnidaria; Anthozoa; Scleractinia; Merulinidae. Gene Ontology annotation, biological process: G protein-coupled receptor signaling pathway. Gene Ontology annotation, cellular component: membrane.
AGGUAACGGAAAAAGAAACUGGACAUAAUUAAAAACAAUGUCGGAAAACGUAAAUACAGUGAUGAAUGGAUCACAGCCAUCGACCUGUUUCAACAAUCCUACAGUAGAAAAAAUCGGAAAAACGUUUUUUUACUGCUCGAUUUUUCUUGUUUCGCUGGCUGGGAACACGGUAAUCGGAAUAAUUGUAUACAAGACGAAAACCAUGAGAAAACCUAUCAACUUUUUAAUCGUAAGCAUGGCCAUCUCCGAUCUGCUGUACCCGAUUUUCUUGAUCCCUAUGUUGAUGCAAGGGCUCUAUAUCAAGGACGCUUGGCUGAUUGGUGGUCCUCUUGGCCAGGCCUUAUGUAAGCUGGUUUUCUUCUUAACACAUGCCUCCGGACUUGUGUCUGUUCUAAGCAUGGUUCUGAUAGCAGUGGAUCGAUUUGGAGCUGUGGUAUUUCCUAUCCGUUCUCCGCCCAUCAGUUCAAAACUGUGCCCGUUCUUCAUUCUCACCACUUGGAUCAUCGCGAUGGCUGUAGGCUCCCCAUAUCUCUUCGUCAUGAAACUUGUUGAAUAUCCAGGGAGAUUGGAAUGCAAGAUGCUAUGGAACGAAGUCUUUGGAGAGACCUUCUCUUUUAAUAAUUACUUCGUGGCAUUUUCGGUCGUAUUCAUUUUUAUCCCGUUAGUGUUGAUAGCCAUACUAUACAUUAUCAUCUUUUUAAAGCUCAAGUCGCGGAAGAUUCCAGGCGAGCAAUCGGCCAACACUGAAGCUGAGCAACGCCGGCAAAGGGAACGAAACGUGUUAAAGAUGGCCAUUGCUAUUGUGUUGGGGUUUGCAGUUUGCUGGUUGCCCUUCAUUAUCAUGUAUUUACUCGUCUUCUUUGCAUCGGAUAUCGUGAUGUCUUGUGGCUUCCAAUAUUUUAACUCUUCUGCUUUUUUAAUGCUCAGCGCAAAUUGUGCCAUAAAUCCUUGUAUCUGUUUUAUUUUCAGUAGCAAUUAUCGUGAAGGACUUAAGACUCUCCUUAGAUAAAUGUCAUUUGAACGGUGUAUUAACCUUCUGUAGAGUCUGUCGAGAGGUUCAGUGGAUCUAAAACUUAUAAAACACGUUAAUUUAAAACUGCUUUGUAUUGUGCACCAUAAUGCCUUUAAUAAACUUUACAGAUGGGUUGG